AUGAAUUAUGACAAUGUUCAUUUACAAAAUUCGGUGACAAAUCAACCUGGUUUUCCUACUGCACCGCCAGCUUCAGGUUGUUGUUCUUGCUGUUUUAAAGUGUUUUAUUAUAACGUCAAAUCAAAUCCACCACAAACUGCGAAAAAUUCUUCGUCUGAAACUAGCCCCGAUAGAUCCUCAUUCCUUGCAACGCUGAACAAAGGUGUGGUAGAACGCAAUGUAGAUCUAAAGGGGAAAAAGUUACAGACUAAAUCUCCAAACGUUGGCUCAUUCUUCCCUGCAAAUCUGAACAAAGAUCAGGAAGAUGGCAAUGCUGUUUUAAAUGGGAAACAUUUACAGACGGAAUCUCCAAACGUUGGCUCCUUUUUCCAUGCAAAGCUGAACAAAGAUCAGGAAGAUGGCAAUGUAGUUUUUAAGUCGAAAAAGUUGCAGACUGAUACGUUUAUCAAAGAAGUGGAAGACGGCAAUGCAGUUUCAAAUGGGAAAAAGUGGCAGACUAAAUCUCCAAACGUUGGCUCCUUCUUCCCUGCAAAGCUGAACAAAGAUCAGGACGAUGGCAAUGCAGUUAUAAAUGGGAAAAAUUUGCAGAUUAAAUCUCCAAACGUUGGCUCCUUCUUCCCUGCAAAGCUGAACAAAGACCAGGAAUUUGGCAAUAUAGUUUUUAAGUCGAAAAAGUUGCAGACUGAUACGUUUAUCAAAGAAGUGGAAGACGGCAAUGCAGUUUCAAAUGGGAAAAAUUUGCAGAUUAAAUCUCCAAACGUUGGCUCCUUCUUCCCUGCAAAGCUGAACAAAGACCAGGAAUUUGGCAAUAUAGUUUUUAAUUCGAAGAAGUUGGAGGCUGAUACGUUUAUCUAA
Messenger RNA from Rodentolepis nana, 855 nucleotides. The record is from the annotation of a GenBank genome assembly. Lineage: Eukaryota; Metazoa; Platyhelminthes; Cestoda; Cyclophyllidea; Hymenolepididae.